GUUACGUAAUUCAUGCACAGUGUAUGAGCGCAAAAUAAAAGAUUGUGCAUGGUCGUAGACCUUCGAACAUAAAUCUUGAAAUCUUUGUUUGCUCAUUUGAUGUUUGUCGGGCUUCAUAACCAGUGUCCUCUUUUAACUGUGAUUAGGUAUACUAGUUCUACACAAUAACACAUUUAGCUUUAGCUCAGAGUAGCAAGCGCCCGCUAAGCAGGCAUUAAUGUUGUAAUAACUAUUCAGAUUUCACCGUUUUGGACAGUCGUUGUGAUAUAAGUCAUUCACUCGUUCGACAUUCUGAAGUUUCUUUGAAGCUUUGAAGGAUUCAGACGGUAGCCCCAACCUCGGAUUACUGGCGAUCGAAUGUUCUAGCAACGACAUCGCUAGAGUCAGCAAUGGCGGAUAGCACAAGCGGAUGUCCUUGCAGGCAGUACAUGGACGAGCCGGGAAUUCAGUGGCGUGAAGGAAAACCUGACUAUACAAAGGUUAAUAAAGCCUACUUAGAGGGAAGAACACGAACACACAACGAAGGCUCACUAGAGAAGAUUGUGGAAGAUUUGGUCAAAACCUGGGAAAUGGAGGCUUUUCAUAAAACCCGAAUCGAGGACUGGCAGACUGUUGAUAGAGAGGCAUUUACUAUCCGCGCAAACAACCAACGUUCUUUCAACAUAAAGGAAGCCAUUGAAGAAGGAAGCUACAACAUCCUGAUGCAGAACCAACCGCUGUACAACAGUGAGGCUCACACUUUUGAAUCAUCAAACAAUUUGUUUAGGUCCGCCUUCAGCGAGGGGUUUCCAUGGGAACUGCUAGAGGUCUUCUCAGGUCCCCCACGAGUAGCUUUCUCUUGGCGCCACUGGGCACACUGGACGGGCCCCUACAAAGGAAGGGCCCCGACGGGUGAAUUACUGGAAUUGCAUGGAAUGGCUGUGGCGGAGGUUGACGAGAAUUUAAAAAUCAAGUCGAUCGAUGUUCAUUAUGAUCCUAAUCAGCUCCUUAUGAAGCUAGAAGGAAAGAUGUAAAUGAUCAAAGUGCAGCCAUUAGCAGAACUGACAACAAGUCAUCAUGUGCUAGCGCUGCUCUCUGUGUAUUAAAAUUAACUCUUAAUUAAAAAUAAGACUAUUAGCUCGACAUUUCUCUGAGGUGGUAGUUGAUGAGACCGAAGACCGAAUCAACUAUCACCUCAUAGAAAUUGAGAGCGAAUAAUCUUAUUGUUUUAGUAGAAUUUUAACUGAAAUUUACUUCAGAUAACGGUUUACCAAUUAUUUCUCGAUGUAUUAUUAGACCACCCCCGCUGCACACUAAUUAAUAAUUAGAUUAUGAGCUCGAGACAUGGAAAUCGAGAGCAAAUAAUCUAAUUGUUUUAGUAGAAUUCUUACUAAAAUUUACUUCAAAUAACGUUUUCCAAUAUUUCUCGACGUAUAAUUAAGCUUUGCGCCUUAGAAAGAUCGCUCGGAUUGAAUUGUCAUUCAAAAUUGAAGUUGUACGUGCGCGC
Messenger RNA from Orbicella faveolata, 1486 nucleotides. RefSeq lists its product as uncharacterized. The record is from RefSeq and is a predicted model, not a curated record. NCBI's taxonomy places the organism in Eukaryota, Metazoa, Cnidaria, Anthozoa, Scleractinia, Merulinidae.